UGCUGAUGGCGGGGCCGGCGGAGGAGGAGCUGGGGGCGCUGGCAGCGAUCUUCUGCGGCCCCGGCGAGUGGGAGGUGCUCAGCCGCUCAGAGACUGACGGCACCGUUUUCAGGAUUCUCACGGAAGCCGAGGGGCCGACAGAGCAUGUGGCCGUACCCUUGGAGUUGGUGUUCCACUUACCGGCCGGCUACCCCUCGUGUGCGCCCGGCAUCUCCGUCAGCUCCGAGCGCCUGACCCGGGCCCAGCGUGCGGCCGUGAGGGAGGAGCUGCUGGAGCGCGCACAGAGCCUCCCGGCGGAGCCGAUGGUGCACCAGCUGGUGCUCUGGGCCCAGCAGCACCUGGGGCGCAUCCUCACCCAGACGGGCCUGGGCCCCGGCCCCGGCCCACGUCCUUCCUCCACGACCGGACAAGGGGACGAGGGGCUGUGGAUGGCUCUUCUGCGCCUGGAUCACAUGAGAGCGCGGACCAGAUACGUGAAGGCCCUGCGGCAGUGGGCGUCGGACUUGGGGCUGACGGGGAGGCUGGUGUUCCUGGGCAAGGCCAUCCUGCUCCUGCUGCAGGGGCGCAGGGAGGACAUCAAGGAGUACCUGGUGCUUCAGAAAACCUGCCGCGUGGACGUGGACGCGAGUGGGAAGAAGUGCCGAGAGAAGAUGCUCAGCGUGCUGUUCGAGGGCCCGGCGCAGCCGCAACACGCGAGGUUCCCGGCGUUCGAAGUCAGAGAGGACCCGGGCGUGGACGAGCUGCGGGCGGAGUUCGAGGCCGCCGGACUUCAGGGGCUGCUCUCCGAGUUUGUCCUCGGGCUGGCGAAGUGAGCUGGGAGACGGCACGUUUCUCGGAGACGGCCCUGUUCUCUUUUUUGCUGCUGUUGGGGUUGGAUUUUGGGGCUGGAUAACUGAAAUUACUCAUAAAGGGAUAGUUCUGAGGUUUUCAUGAAGCAAGAUGGUAGAUACCUGCCUAAUUUCAGGAACAAAAGCUGAUUCUGUUGGAAUCUUGGCCGUAAAGUGGCCGGGGGUCCUGAUUUUUGGCUGCGGGUCCAGUGGGCGGGGCGUCCCCUGAAAGGUGGGAAGAGGGCAGUGGGAACGCCCCUCAGACGUUCACAUCGCGGAUCUGCUCGGAGCCCUGCAGUUUUCUGGCUCAUUUGUUUUUUUAUAAUAAAAUGUUUUUUUAAAAAGAUUUGUUUCCAUGUUUACUUUUUUCACAUCUACACUUUUAGCCUCUCAUCGUGAUUUUCCCCAUUUAUGUUAUUAGGUCUGCUGUUUUAAGUUGAAUGUGAAGAAAAACAGAUUCCCUUGUAGGAACGCAGGCAUCUUAAGUUAAAUACCAGCCAAAGAAGGUCUGUGGCGUCUAAUUUUCAGUCGCUUCCUUCGGGGGCCCCGAGUGGCACCACGUUGCUAACUCACCGUAGGACAAGAGUCACUGAAAUGAAACUUUUUUGGAAAAAUUUACCUUCUGGUUUUAGAAGAGGGGACCCGCUUCCCACAAAGAGAGCGUGACUUGCUGGAUGGAGGGAAUUCUACAGAGACUGCCUUUUUAGUGAAAGAUGUUAAAAUAUGAUCAACCUUAAAUCGCAUUGAUGAUUUAACGUCUGUGGAGUGCAGAUGCCAUAGAAAUCCAGGCUGAAGAUGACACCGUCAGAGAGUCGGCAGCCACCGUGUUGGGGAGCAGGCGGAGCUGCAGGUGCCAGGAGGCCACGGCAGGCUUCCAGGUGCAGGGCCUGGCGGUGCAGAAGGGCCACGCAGGCCGCUCGCUGCAGUCCGGGCAGCCCCGUGGUGUCCUGUGCACGCGGAACGGACGGGGGGACGGGGACGAAACCUUGUGUCGCCCAGGGCGUGCUCCCAGACCGCGCUGCGCGGGGACCGAGGCGGGCCUUUAUGACUGUUUCCCGGAGGACGAGUUGGAUUGUUCAACAGGCUGAUCAGGUGACAAGGGGAAACUUCGUGACCAGCUUCCAACACGGAACAGAGGCUCGAAAAUGAGGGUCUCGUCGUCACCCCUUUGUUUGAAUUACUGAGGUUUUGGGGAA
Messenger RNA from Artibeus jamaicensis (Jamaican fruit-eating bat), 2023 nucleotides. It is a transcript of the gene RWDD3, whose product is annotated as RWD domain containing 3. Bases 6 to 812 code for a protein of 268 amino acids. Gene Ontology annotation, biological process: positive regulation of hypoxia-inducible factor-1alpha signaling pathway; positive regulation of protein sumoylation. Lineage: Eukaryota; Metazoa; Chordata; Mammalia; Chiroptera; Phyllostomidae. The record is from RefSeq and is a predicted model, not a curated record. Gene Ontology annotation, molecular function: protein binding. The transcript is spliced from 5 exons.